AUGAUCGCCAUCGUGUGGAUCUUCUACUACGGCUCGCAACCGCAAGCCAGCCACCGCGCCUUCGUCGACUCCUACGCCCUGCACAAGGAGCACCCCGGCUCGCGCUCCUCCCGCCCCAUCUCCAACGGUUACACCAACCGGCCCGAAACCCAAACCGCCAACAUCCCGCCGCAAAUGUACACAUCCGCCCAACUAAACGGGUUCGAAACCUCGUCGCCCGUCUCCGGCUACCCCGGCGGUCCCGUCGGCGCAAACGGCCGCAACAGCUCAGCCCCCCAGUUCGGCGGCAUGAACAACAAUGUCUCGACUCCCACAAACGACGACGCAAACAACCAGCAAGAAGCUUCCAUCGAGUACCCGUACCGCGCCAAGGCUAUCUACAGCUACGAAGCCAACCCCGACGAUGCGAAUGAGAUUAGCUUCCAAAAACACGACAUCCUCGAAGUCUCGGACGUGAGCGGACGGUGGUGGCAGGCUAAGAAACCAAACGGCGAGACGGGUAUCGCGCCCAGCAACUAUCUCAUCUUGUUAUAA
Alternaria ventricosa is the source of this 534-nucleotide messenger RNA. RefSeq names its product Transmembrane osmosensor (gene SHO1). The record is from RefSeq and is a predicted model, not a curated record. The transcript is spliced from 2 exons. NCBI's taxonomy places the organism in Eukaryota, Fungi, Ascomycota, Dothideomycetes, Pleosporales, Pleosporaceae. Bases 1 to 534 code for a protein of 177 amino acids. Gene Ontology annotation, molecular function: protein binding.